AUGCCAACUCUCGAACCCUGGCUCCUGCUGGCGUGCACCCUGCUGCUCGCUGCCACCCGUGCUCCCGCGACGCCCUUGCCGUUGAAUCCGCUGCCCCAGGACAAGGCGGGGGGGCUGAGCCCGGCCGUACGGCAGCGCCUGGACGAGAUGAGCCGGGAGGAUGCCGGGCUGGCGAACGGAGCGAACGGGACAGCCGGGGCACGAGCCACCGGGGACUCGCCAGAGCAGAGGGACGACGGCCCCACGGGGGAAACCAACCUCGACGAGUACGCCUACCCGGACUACCGCGGUAAGGGCUGCGUGGACGAGAGCGGCUUCGUGUUCGCCAUCGGGGAGAAGUUCACGCCGGGGCCGUCCACUUGCCCCUGCCUGUGUACCGAGGAGGGUCCCAUGUGCAGCAAACCCGACUGCCCCAAGGUGCACCCCCGCUGCCUGCGCGUCGACACGAGCCAGUGCUGCCCCCAGUGCAAGGAGAGGAAGAACUACUGCGAGUUCCGCGGCAAGGUCUACAUGGCCCUCGAGGAGUUCAAGGUGUCCCCCUGUGAAGUGUGUCGCUGCGAGCCCAGCGGAGAGGUGCUAUGCACUGUGGCAGCGUGUCCCCAGACAGAGUGUGUGGAUCCUGAGUACGAGCCAGACCAGUGCUGCCCCAUCUGCAAGAGCGGGCCGAAUUGCUUUGCCGACACAGCGGUGAUACCCGCGGGCCGCGAGGUCAAAAUGGACGAGUGCACCAUCUGCUACUGCACCUACGAGGAGGGCACGUGGCGCAUCGAGCGUCAGGCCACCUGCAGCAAGAACGAGUGUCUGCGCAGCUAGAGGGGGGGCCCUGCAGGGCUCCGCCCUCCGCCUUCGGCCAGUCAAUCAGAACGGGGCGCGUUGCCGACCUGACUUUGUACCGCUUUUUAUAAUCCGUCUCAGAGGGACUUUAAUUUAUCUACCGAUUCCUGUGUGAAGCGUUCGUACGUUCGACAUAGAGCCAAGAGAUAUUUUUUAUAUCGACUGAAUUUUAAUACUCUGAGAGGCUGCAACAGCGGAAGAGACGGGAAUGUAGAGAGCUGACAGCGUAUGAACACACAAAGAACUGGGGCUCGCGGCUCCUUAACCGCGUUCAGACCAAACCGAGAACUUUCUGGAAAAGGA
Molecule: messenger RNA, 1137 nt
Organism: Scleropages formosus (Asian bonytongue)
Lineage: Eukaryota; Metazoa; Chordata; Actinopteri; Osteoglossiformes; Osteoglossidae
Gene: vwc2
Product: von Willebrand factor C domain containing 2
Exons: 3
Coding region: 1-813 (270 amino acids)
Biological process (GO): negative regulation of BMP signaling pathway
Cellular component (GO): AMPA glutamate receptor complex
Molecular function (GO): protein binding
Source: RefSeq, a predicted model, not a curated record